AUGAGGUUCCUGUGUCUUCCCGGAGCAUAUGGCAGUGCAAAGAAUUUCAGAGUCCAACUUGCUCCCAUAUGCAGCGAACUCGAAUCAGACAACACCACAAGAUUCUUCUUCACCGAAGGCCAAAUCAAAACCACGGCACCCGCCGGAUUCGAAGACUACUUCGGCGGCGGCCCCUUCUUCAAAUUCUUCGAAUACGACGGGAUACAGCAAAAUGACGUUCUUGAACGCGUGCGCGAUUUUCCGGAAGGCGAAAAUGCGGAGGACGUUCUACGAGAGCUGAUGCCCACUGGAGACAGCAGCAUCCGAAAGAAUAUCACAAAUUGCCUGGACGCACUGUAUCGCACGAUCGACAAACACGGGCCUUUUGACGGUAUUUGCGCGUAUAGCGAGGGGACUGUCGCUGCGGGAAUUCUGAUCAUGGAUGAGGCGCGUAGGUUUGCAAGUGAGGGACGACCGAGACAGAUCAAACGGGCGGUGUUCUUUGCGGGGUGGCCGCCGAUUGACGCGGAGAAGAACGAUUUGAUACUGAUGGAUACGAGUGAGGAGUGUAUUGAUAUUCCCACGCUUCAUUGUGUGGGGUCCGAUGAUCCGUAUCUGGCGGGUGCGAUGGCGCUGUUUAAUGUUUGUGAUCAGGAUAUCGCGGUGUUGUUUGAUCAUGGGAAGGGGCAUACGAUUCCGAGGGAUAAGAAUACAUUGAGGGAGCUUGCUGAUGCUAUUAGGUUGUUGGAACAUGAGGGGGAGUAG
This is a messenger RNA of Glarea lozoyensis ATCC 20868, 744 nucleotides long. RefSeq lists its product as uncharacterized. Lineage: Eukaryota; Fungi; Ascomycota; Leotiomycetes; Helotiales; Helotiaceae. The coding region runs from base 1 to 744 and encodes 247 amino acids. The record is from RefSeq and is a predicted model, not a curated record. The transcript is spliced from 3 exons. Gene Ontology annotation, cellular component: cytoplasm; nucleus.